Chrysoperla carnea is the source of this 2715-nucleotide messenger RNA. Its product is annotated as platelet-activating factor acetylhydrolase-like. The transcript is spliced from 9 exons. The record is from RefSeq and is a predicted model, not a curated record. Lineage: Eukaryota; Metazoa; Arthropoda; Insecta; Neuroptera; Chrysopidae. Bases 82 to 1272 code for a protein of 396 amino acids. Gene Ontology annotation, molecular function: 1-alkyl-2-acetylglycerophosphocholine esterase activity.
GGUAGAAAUAUAACCUAAUUUAGCGUAAACGUUCUACAUAAAAUGUCAAUAGAAGAAUAUUUAUAGUGUAACCGAAAAAAAAUGUUGUUCUUUAAGAAAAAUUAUCGUUCACACUUACCUUUCGAUUCAGGGAAGUACAUUCCAGGAAUUUUAGAUGUGAUGACUGAGUAUGAUAAAAAAGGAAUCUUCGUUCGCUUAUAUUACCCAACAGAACUUAAAGGGAAUAUUGAGGAAUAUUGGGAUAAAUGGGUUCCAUGGAUUCCUGGUUACCAUUACGUACGAGGAUUUUCACAAGUUGUCAUGAUAUGGAUUAUAGUUGUACGAUUCGUUAUGUGGUUAUAUUCUGGUGUUAUUCAUAUUCCUGCGGUUAAUGGUGGAAAACCAAAACAAAAUGGUAAAAUGAAAUGUAUAAUUUUAUCGCAUGGUUUAGGCGGUUCAAGGUUUUUUUAUAGCACAAUAUGUGCAGAUUUAGCAUCAAGAGGUUUUCUAGUCGCUGCAAUUGAACAUAGAGAUGAAUCCUGUUGUAGUACUUAUUAUUAUAGUAGUGAAGAUGAUGCCAAACGUGGAAAACGUACUUUUAUCGAAUAUGCACGUAUUAAUUUCGGAGAAAAUCAUUUACCAGCCAGAAUGCGUCAAGUUAAAUACCGGAGUGAAGAAUGCAUAAAAUUGAUAAAUUUAAUUUAUGCGAUAAAUGAAGGUCGAGCACCCCGAAAUGUUUUAGAAGAUGUACAAAAUGAACGUACAGAAACAAGUCUUGAAGCGUUUCAUAAUUGUUUGGAUCUAUCAGAUAUAACGAUGAUGGGUCAUUCAUUUGGGGGUGCUACUUCAUUAUUAACACUUGCUAGUGAUGUUCGACUCAAGCAAGGUAUAUUACUUGAUCCAUGGAUGUUUCCAAUUAAAGAUGAAACACCAAUUUUUGAGAAGUUACAUCAACCAUUACUAUUUAUAAAUACACAAACGUUCCAUAUAGCCAGUAAUGUGAAUGCCAUGGAGAAGUUAUUAGUAAAAACUGAUCUAUCAGAUCGACAAAUGUAUACUUUAUUACAUACAACCCAUGAGAGUCAAUGUGAUUCGCCAUUUGUUUGGGGAUAUUGGCUAAAUUGGUUUAUGAAAAAGCUGAAUCCAUUAACUGCCAUUAAAAUCAAUAAUUGUUUAAUUUUACGUUUUUUGCAUAAACAUGUCGGUUUUCCUAGUGAUAUUAAAACAAUUGAAGAUUAUCUAUCAUCCCAAUCACCAAAUGUUGUUGAAGGUCUUACAAAACCAUGGUCUUGAUCUUUAAUGUCAUUUUUAAUAGUUGAAGUGUUUAAUUAUUAUAUAAAGGAUACUUAUUAUAUUCCCUAAUAACUUUAUGGGUGUUUUAUUAUUAUUAUUAUAGGACUGGGAUUGUGCGUAAUAUUUGACAGUCAUUUCACAGCGACUGGUUUUUAGAGGUCUAUUGUACAGAACCUGGCCAGCAACUAUAGUUAGCCAGAAAUACUCGAUUGAUUUCUAUUUUUUUCCUUUCGCAUGCAGUAGGUUGAAACUUAUCGAAUAAAAUUAAGAUAAAGCUAUAUUCUAGGAUAUGGCGGGUAAAAAAAUCCACGAACCCUAACUUUCAGUAGUAAAUAAACUCCUGAGUCGUUGUGGAGUAUUUUCUCUCAGAGGAAAUAUAUAUGGCAGAACGACCAUUUUCGAGAGAGAAGCGGUGUCUGCCAGUAUUACACAAUACUGGAAAACAUUUCCUACACUCCUCUUCCCCCCGAAACUACCCCCAAUUAGUAAAAGUGGUUCGUUUGCUACGGGGCGGGGAGAAAUAUGUGCCACUUCGGAUAACGUUUGCAAGCGGUAGAAAUUUUUUUAGUUGAAUUCUCCCAUGUUUAUUUCAAAUUACCGUCAUACUGCCAUUUUGCGGUGUGUGGCACUAUUUUUCCAUAAAAGUACAUGUUUUAUCCGGCUAGGAUUCACUUUUUCCGGUUUACUUCAAUCCCACCCCACUCCGAAACCGCCAUUAGGGUUUAUUUUUACGUCCCAUAUCCUAAAAUACUAAUUUGCAUUAUAUGAUUUUUAAGAAUUACCAUAAUGGAUUAGGGUGUUUCUUGUCUUAUUAAUUAGAACGAAUACGGGGUGAACUAAAUUUAUUCAAACUAAUUUAAAACACUUAAUAUUUCAAAAUUACUAUAGAAUUGAAAUUUAAUUUUCAAUCGUUUCGUGUAUAAAUGUAAAGCUGAGUCAUACUUGUGUUUAAAUAUAACCUUGAGAUAAAAGCUUCUCAAAUUUCCAGUUAUUAUGAACCCAACUGUCAAAUAAUACGCCUUUACCUGCAGACCUAUUUUCUUAUUAAUAUUAAUUUAAUUUUUAUUUUUAUAUUUUGUCUUUAUAUUCUGUUUUUGGUUGUUAAAAAUUUUAUUGUUAAAAAAUAUUUUUGUUAAUUUAUUUUAUAAAUUUUAUCUCGUUAUUCAUAUAUGGUGUGGUACCUUAGCUGUAAAUACGAUGUCAUACGGAAAAAUAGACAUGAAACUUGUAUAUUUUCCGGGAAAUAGUCACAUGCAUUUUAAAUUUCAGGCCACAUACUUGCCAAAUUUCAUGUCACAUGUUUGUUAAAUUUCUAGGUAUAGAAAGCAUCGGUCGUACUUUCAGCUAAGGAAUCGUAGGUAUUUAAUUGAAAUGUCGACACUAAAAUGCUCAACUCUGUACUUAAAAGUGUUUGUUGUUUAAUAAAAACAAAAUGUGAUUCUA